AUUAUUUUGAAAAUCGUUGGAACUAGACACUUGUUCACCACUUCACCAGAGGCCCUCGUAAUCAGUCAGUGAUGUUUUGUUUCCUAAGUUUAACCAGUGUGGUCUGUGUUCUUGUUUUUGAUGCCUGUAAUGAGACAUAUUGUGUGAACAUAACCUUUAAUUUAUGUGCACAUGUGAAUUUAAAAUUUACAUUCAUGUAAAUAGAAAUUUAACUGGUUUCAGGAAACAACCCAACUUAAAAACUGUGUAUCGUAUUUAGUGAAAAAUGACAACCGCAACUGUAAAAGGAAAUGUUUUGUGCUACAAAGGAAGCAAUUUCUUUCGCCAACGACUAGUACUAUCAGUUUUAAGUGGAAAACCCAUCAGAAUUUCUUAUAUUCGUGCAUUCGAAGAUGAACCAGGCAUCAAAGAAUUUGAAGUUAGCUUAAUUCGAUUGUUCGAUAAAAUAACCAACGGUUCGGUUAUUGAAUUGAAUGAAACGGGUACUUCAUUGUAUUUUCAACCAGGUCUGCUGCAUGGAGGAACAUUUAGCCAUGAGUGUUCUACGCAACGUGGAGUUGGGUAUUAUCUGGAAGCCCUAGUGAUGGUAGGGUUGUUUUGCAAGCAACCACUAAACGCUACCCUACAUGGAGUAACUAAUAACAAUAUUGACCCAUCUGCUGAUUUAAUUAAAACGUCAAUGAUUAGAGCUGUCAAGAACUUUGUUUUGGAUGAUGAAGGGCUUGAAAUAAAAGUCACUAAAAGAGGCAUGCUACCUCUUGGAGGUGGAGAAGUAAUAUUUAAAUGUCCAGUUCGUAAGCAAUUACGACCUGUUCAGUUAUUAGACAGUGGUAUGGUGAAACGAAUUAGGGGCACAGCAUUUGCUUUGAGAGUGUCACCAGCAAUAGCCAACAGAAUAGUUGAUAAAGCAAAAGGAGUUCUUCUGAACUUUUUGCCUGAUGUUUACAUUAACACAGACCAAUGUCGAGGUAAGCAAUCAGGAAAAAGUCCAGGAUUUGGUGUGCAUUUAACUGCAGAAACCACAAAUGGCAUUAUCUAUUCAGCAGAACAAGUGUCAAAUGUUGUAUCCAAUGGGGAAGAUCCAUCAAUUCCAGAGGACGUUGGUGAAGGUGCCGCUACAAGAUUACUAUAUGAAAUCUACUUAGGAGGAGUAGUGGAUUCAUCUUCUCAAGCACUUGUUAUUUUGUGUAUGGCUUUGGGGCAACAGGAUGUUUCGAAGUUUGUGACUGGACCCCUUACUGAAAAUGCAAUAGGGUUUUUGAGGCACUUAAAAGAAUUUUUUGGUGUCACUUUUAAGGUAGCACAUGAGUCAGAUGAAGACAGUUCAGGAAGAGGAACACAAAAAGUUGUGCUAACUUGUGUUGGUAUAGGAUACAAAAAUAUUAGUAAACGUACCAUUUAAUGUAAAAAAAUAAAAAUAAAAUUUGUACUUUUACUUAA
This is a messenger RNA of Zophobas morio, 1440 nucleotides long. RefSeq names its product probable RNA 3'-terminal phosphate cyclase-like protein. Gene Ontology annotation, molecular function: RNA endonuclease activity. Gene Ontology annotation, biological process: endonucleolytic cleavage of tricistronic rRNA transcript (SSU-rRNA, 5.8S rRNA, LSU-rRNA); ribosome biogenesis. The record is from RefSeq and is a predicted model, not a curated record. Bases 266 to 1402 code for a protein of 378 amino acids. Gene Ontology annotation, cellular component: nucleolus. NCBI's taxonomy places the organism in Eukaryota, Metazoa, Arthropoda, Insecta, Coleoptera, Tenebrionidae. The transcript is spliced from 3 exons.